GUCGUUAAUGCUAAUUUAGUUUUUAACAGAGCGAUUGAACCCCAAGUACCGCCCCAAGGCCGGAGAGAUUCGCCAUGGACUCGUCUGCUAGCGUAGCGCAGAGCUUCCCCAAGUUCAUGUGCCUUCCCUUGGAGCUCCGUUGGAAGGUGUGGUCUUACUGCCUCCCACACCGCGUCAUUUCAAUCCAUUACUGGAGGGACGAGAGAAGUCCUUGGAUGAACAAGAUACUGAGACCGAACCCCCAUGCACCAGUGAUCUCUAAGGUCUGCUGGGAGUCGUAUGCUUAUUAUAUGAAGCAUGCAUCUAGGGAAAGAGUCAUGGGUACAAAAGUUUCGGUGUGGGUGAAUAGGAAGGUAGACUCCCUAUACAUCAACACAGAGACCCCUUUAAAGCGGUGCCGUAAGGAGACUACGGGAUUGAAGGCAUGAGUCGGCGACCCUACUAUCAUAUUGAGCAUAGACGGCGACCUAUUCAUGAAGAAUUACUUGGAUGCGUUUCACACCAACUUCUAUAAAUCUCAAUGGGCUCUCGAGCAUGCUGUUAAGCGGACGAAUUGUCGCAUGGUCCUGGCGGAAUUCACCUUACACAUUGCGCACAAAGAAGCUUUAGAUUUAGGCCUCUUUGGGUUAUUCGCCGAGCAAACCACCAUUCACAUCGACG
Hypoxylon trugodes is the source of this 660-nucleotide messenger RNA. RefSeq lists its product as uncharacterized. Bases 75 to 428 code for a protein of 117 amino acids. The record is from RefSeq and is a predicted model, not a curated record. The transcript has a single exon. NCBI's taxonomy places the organism in Eukaryota, Fungi, Ascomycota, Sordariomycetes, Xylariales, Hypoxylaceae.